UUUAUCCCGCGAGCCCGCCGUGUGUUCAACAUUUUUGCGGAGUUUUCGAGCGCAACGAGGUUCGCUUUUUGAAAGUGAUGUGAAUAUUUACCGAAAAAUCUUAAUAAAACUAUCGAUUAAAUUGUAAAAAGUUAAACCUGCGUGCAGUUGAUACCGAAAAAUGCGCGGUAGUGUCUUAUUCCAACCAAAUCGUGCCCUGGGCUAUGUAAGCAACCACGUACCAGCCAACCCUCUACCCGGGGUGCGUUUCAUCGAGAAACGCAACGAGAAUGUGAUCACGACCUGCGUGGGAAAAUCGUUCCAUGUUUACGGUGCGAAUAGUUUCCGGCUGAUUCGGGUCGGAGGGCUGCACACGGAGGAUAUCAGCUGUAUGGCAGCAGAUGGAUUUUUGACGUAUGUCGCAAGUGGAAAUGUGAUCUACGGCUGGAGAUCUAGCACUCAGCUGCGCAAAACCUACCGGGGCCAUGGGAAGAGAGUGCAUCUGCUGCUUCCGUUUGGGAAGCAUUUGCUGUCGGUGGACGAGACCAGUCUUUUGAAGAUAUGGUUUGUUGGAACGGAGGAUGUUUAUCUGGAAAUUCCUUUCAAUAACGAGCAGUUUCAGAUUACGGCUCUGAUGCACCCGGCUUCCUAUAAGAAUAAGAUUUUGCUGGGAAGCAGUCAGGGUGGGAUGCAGCUUUGGAACAUUAAGAAUGCCAAGUUGGUGCACACUUUCGGAGGGUUCGAUAGCAAGGUGAUGGUACUGACGCAAGCACCGGCUAUCGAUGUGGUGGCAGUUGGACUACAGAACGGAAAGAUCGUAAUGAUGAAUCUAAAGUUCGAAGAAACGAUUAUGGAACUGACGCAGGACUGGGGACCGGUGACCGGUAUCACGUUCCGCACCGAUGGACAUCCCAUCAUGGCUUCGGCCAGUACAAAUGGACAAGUAACGUUUUGGAACCUGGAAGAACAGGUAAUCGUUUCCACUCUGCUGGCUCAUGACGAUUCCAUUACAAGUCUGCAGUGUUUCCCGAAUGAGCCGUUGCUGUUGACCACUUCUCCGGACAACUCUAUGAAGCUUUGGAUAUUUGAUUUGCCAGAUAAUGGUGCUCGACUAUUGAGAAUCCGUGAAGGUCACGGUGCUCCCCCAACAUACAUCCGUUACCAUGGAUCAUCUGGACGCAAUAUUUUGUCCGCUGGUGAAGAUUCAUCUCUGAGAAUUUUCAGCACUAUCUCGGAAACCAUGAAUAAAAGUCUAGGAAAAGCCAGCUACAAUCGCAAGGCCUCCAAAAAGCACCGUAAAGGAGAAGAUCCCUUCCGGAUGCCACCGAUUAACUUUUUCACCUCGGAGACGACUAGGGACAAAGAGUGGGACAGCAUUGCGGCGGCUCACGCAGGACUAGUCCAGAUCACCACCUGGUCCUUCGAUAAGUGUAAAAUGGGUGACCUGAAGCUGGUACCGGAAGUGUUUCAGAACAAGAAUCGGACGGACUUUGGUGUGACGGCCAGCGCCCUCUGUCUGAGCCAUUGCGGUAAUUUCGUUACAAUUGGCUACUCCAGUGGCCACUUGGAGCGAUUCAACAUUCAGAGUGGCAUACAUCGGGCUAGUUAUGGGAAACCGCCGGCCCAUGAAGGGGUAGCGGUGAGUGGUAUUUCCAGCGAUAAUCUAAACCAGUUUCUGGUUUCCGGCGGGGCCGAAGGAAAACUCAAAUGGUGGAACUUCAAGCAGAAUGUUAACAAACCCGUAUAUUGUUUAAAACUCGAUGAACCAGUGUCCCUAUUCAGCACGCACCGCGAAAGUGCAAUGAUUGCCGUCGCCUUGGAGAACUUUACGGUGCUAAUUGUUGAUUCUGAUAGCCGUGCCGUCGUGAGGAAAUUCAUUGGCCACAAGGGACCUAUCACAGAUGCUUGUUUCUCGCCGGACAGCCGCUGGCUGUUGACGGCUAGCCGCGACUGCACCGUAAAGGUGUGGGACAUUCCAUCGGCUUACCUGGUAGAUCAAUUCCGAAUGCCCCAAAUUUGUACCUCGCUGAGUAUGUCUCCUACGGGAGAUUACCUGGCCACGACCUAUGUGGACAACAAUGGGAUAUAUCUGUGGGCCAACAGAAGCCUAUUCUCUCAUGUAUCCCUAAGGGCGAUCAAACCUGAUACAGAAGCUCCGUUGAUGGACCUACCUGCGACGAUUUGCGAUGAAAAUGCCGCGACCUUGACCGAAGAGAACGAAAUGGAAGUCGAUGAACUGGAAGAAGCUAUGGAGGCCAUCAACUUGAAUUACGAGAGUCCGGCGCAACUUUCACGGGAACUGAUCACCAUGUCCAGUAUGGCCGCUUCUCGCUGGCAAAAUUUGCUUAACCUGGACAUUAUAAAAAAGCGCAACCGACCGAGACAGGCACCCCAGAAACCGAAAUCAGCACCUUUUUUCCUUCCGACUGUGUCCGGGCUAGAUUUUCAGUUUGAUUUGAACGCAACCCAUGAUCAAUCCGCUGAGGAUGCUUCCAAGAUACUGAAGCUCAACCAGGUGGAACAGCUGACUAACUUUGGAAAGCUUCUAAAAGACGCUGCGACCAGUCGGGAUAAGGAAUUCACAAAGCCGAUUGAGUUCCUCAAGAAGUUAGGUCCUACAAUGGUGGAUUUCGAGAUUCGCAAUCUUAGCCCGCUGGAUGGCGGAAGCGGAAGCAUCUCGGUAAUGGGUGCGUUUAUGAGGAUGAUCGUGGCACUGUUGGAGAGCAACCAGGGAUUCGAGCUGGGGCAAAGCUGGUUGGGUGUGUUCCUCAAGAGCCAUGGCCGAACCAUCGUGGAGAACGAGGAGCUGAGGACGGUGCUUGAUGAGGUUGAACAGGCGCAAGCUAAGGGAUGGAACUUGCUGGAAGAUCGGCUACUGUACGGCAUAGGCGUGGUGAGUAGCUUGCGGAAUUUCAAUGCUUAAGGAUAAAUAAAUAUUUUUAGGUGGA
Aedes albopictus (Asian tiger mosquito) is the source of this 2927-nucleotide messenger RNA. Its product is annotated as WD repeat-containing protein 36. Gene Ontology annotation, molecular function: protein binding. The record is from RefSeq and is a predicted model, not a curated record. Gene Ontology annotation, cellular component: Pwp2p-containing subcomplex of 90S preribosome; small-subunit processome. The coding region runs from base 161 to 2902 and encodes 913 amino acids. Lineage: Eukaryota; Metazoa; Arthropoda; Insecta; Diptera; Culicidae. Gene Ontology annotation, biological process: rRNA processing. The transcript has 3 exons.